AAAACACCAGGAGAAGAAUAUUCAACAUCAUUUGGCUUAAAUUUGUUUACAACUUGUUAGAAUCACUUUCCAGAUUUCUAUUCAUUCAUGGCAACAUAGAGUCAACGUUGAUAAGACAGUCUCCUGUUGAUCAGAGGUCAUCAAAACAAUUUCCCAGUGAAAAUCUCCGUAUCGAUAGAAAAUUGCGAGAUAUAUCAAAUAGUAUCAAUAAAAAGAAGUGCGUGAUGUCCAAAGCUGAAUCCAUUAUCAGAGAAUUAUUCAGAUUAUCGGUAAGUGCAGUAAAACCUUAUGCACUCAUCCAGCAAAAUAUUAGUGUAAACGGUCGCCAUCUUUUGGUGAGAGACAAAACUCACGAGAUUAUCAAGCCAGCACGUGUAGUAGGAUUUGGCAAGGCAGUACAUGGAAUGGCCACAGCUCUGGAAGAAACCUUGGGUUCACUCCUAGAGAGAGCAAUAGUUUGUGUCCCAGAGGGAUCUUUGAAUGUGGAAAAUUUGAAAAGUUUCGACGCUACAAAGAGUAAAAUUGAAUUCUUGGAAGGAGCCAAUAAUAAUCUUCCCGAUGAGAAUGCGAUGUAUGCUGCCUUGAAAAUAAGGGACUUCGUACAGAACCUCGACGAAGAUGACACAGUAAUUGUCCUCAUAUCUGGUGGAGGCAGCGCCCUACUCCCUCUACCAAAAGGUAGAAUCACGCUUUCUGAGAAACUGGAACUGGUGAAAAAGCUGGGAAAUGCAGGCGCAAACAUAUUCGAGAUGAACUGCGUUAGAAAAGAACUAUCAGUGUUGAAGGGAGGAGGGUUAGCUCGUCAUUGCUACCCUGCCAAAGUGAUCACUUUAAUUUUAUCAGACGUUAUUGGAGAUCCUAUCGAUAUAAUUGCCAGUGGACCAACUUGUCCAAAUCACGAUGGUCCUGGAAAAGCCAUAGAAGUAUUGAAAAAAUUCUCACUUUACCAAGACCUUCCAACUUCUAUCCGAGAAACCCUAGAGAAUAGUUUGAAGCUAGAGAAAUCAUAUGCUCAACAUGAAAGAUAUUUCCAAAGAGUGGACAACUUUAUCAUUGGCAAUAAUCGAAUUGCCACCCAAGCAAUACUCAGUAAAACACAAGAACUAGGAGUACAAUCCGUCAUAUUGUCCACCGAUGUUAGUGGAGAUGUUGAAGAAAUAAGUACAAUCUACGCGAAAAUAGCUGAAAUAAUACUAUCCUUCCUCAGAGAGGAGACAACUAAAGAUGAACUCAUUGAAGCACUCUCAUCUGUUCGAUCAAAUUCAGUUACUUUCAAGAUGGACAAGUUGUCUGAAGAUGUCAAGAGUUUGGAUACGAAACGUGAUCUUUGUGUGAUUCUAGCUGGCGAACCAACUGUUCUAGUGACUGGUGGAGGGAUAGGAGGGAGGAAUCAACAGUUAGCACUCUCGUUCUCAUUGAAAAUUUCCCCGUUGGAAAAAAUUGAUCCUAGAUGGGAUGUUUGGUUCUUGAGUUGUGGUACCGAUGGGAUUGAUGGGCCGACAGAUGCUGCUGGAGCUAUUGGAUCUUCCCAGUUGGAACGAAAGUGCAUCGAAGAAAAUUUGAACCCUCGAGAGUAUUUGGACAACAAUGACUGCUAUAGCUUUUACAGUCGAUUUAUGGAGGGGAAAUAUCUGGUGAAGGUUGGACAUACUGGAACCAAUGUUAUGGAUGUACAUUUGAUCUUUUUUGAAGCACAAUAAAGUUCUGUCAAAAACUGAA
Molecule: messenger RNA, 1719 nt
Organism: Coccinella septempunctata (seven-spotted ladybird)
Lineage: Eukaryota; Metazoa; Arthropoda; Insecta; Coleoptera; Coccinellidae
Product: glycerate kinase
Exons: 1
Coding region: 225-1700 (491 amino acids)
Biological process (GO): protein phosphorylation
Cellular component (GO): cytoplasm
Molecular function (GO): glycerate kinase activity
Source: RefSeq, a predicted model, not a curated record